AAUCAGAACGCGCGCAUCAGGCUGACAACAGUUCAACAUGGAGAGCACGGUGGAGCGGCUGGAGGCGAUGGUGAGCGAACUGUUCAACUCUUUUCUUCGUGUUUUCGUCGCUCUGAAAUGGAAUCUGAUCACUUUUAUAAAUUACUGAGACAUUCAGCAACUCAUUUAUUAUCAUUCAGUUCAACAAACGAGCUGCCUGUCACGGAGAGUGGGCAGGUGGUAAAAAACAUAUAGUGUACAGAGGGCCCUGCUAACGAUGCAGCUCACUAUCAGUUGUGACACCGUGUGAUAGUACAACUAUGAGACACAUAAACACAGAGUUAUAAUGCAUUUUAUCGUUAUUCAGUUCAUAUAGCACUGAGUUAAACAUACAGUAUUACAACACAUGGUGUUAUAAUAGCAUAUUAUUACAAACACAGUGUGCUUGUGUGUAUUAUUCAGCAUAGAAAAGAGGAAAUAACACCCCACACCCCAUGAGUUAAAGCAGAAGCAUUAAGUUUGAAAUGUAGAUCCUGUUUUUGACAUUUAUUGCAGGUUUUAGAUAAGCGAUAGAACAUAAAGUUUUGCUACUGUGUUGAUCCUGAAGCAGUAAAACGGGCUGUAAUACUCGUUCCCUGAAAGUUGUUUUAUUCCCUUACAGGUUUAGAUGGUUGUUUUAUUUCAGCUGUCUGACAGAGGCUCUAUAAGAGAUAAGGGAUGGUCUUGUGUUGUUGAUUAUUUUGAUUUUGCUGUUUUGUUUCGGUGUUGUUGUGAGGCAGAAUUUAAGUGUGUCUCAGGGUUCCCUGAUCUGUGUUGUUGUUGUUAUUGUUCAGUGACAGAUGUGUCUCUGUCUCCCUCAGCUGUUGGCAGCUGCUCUGACUUCUUUGCACUACUGUAUGAGACAGCGAGCAGUGCAAUAGUAUUGUCAAAGCAUCUGACAGCAGCACACACACACAGACGCCUCCUAUAGCCGUUGUACUGAGUCUAACUGCACUCCUUUUUAUGAAAUGUGUUUUCAUUUCUGUAUUUACCUAAAACAAACUGUAAACAUAGACCUAAUACAACAGAGCAUUGAGAAAUGCAUGUGCGAGGGGUUGACAGUGAUACAAGAACACGGGAAAAAAAAUAAACGUGAAUAGAAAAAUAUUGCACAGUCCCAGGGGACUUCUAUCUGAAAUUAUUAAGAAAGAAAAAAUAUACAAGGUAUUUAUUGAUAUCAUUAUUUAACUACACUAUUCCAUCCAUCCUUACUUCCAUCAUACAUCAUAUAUUAGACAGUACCCAGUGGCUAACAUAGAUUUGAAAUGCUACUACUUUUAAAGGCCUUUAAGGAGACCAGCUUUUUCAGAUCCUAAAUCUCCUACAGCAAAUUCAAGGCUGGAGGAGCAGCAUACCUUCAUCUCUCUUUACUCCAUGUCAAGACACGCUUAGGGACAAACAAUAAGUCAUGUGACUGGGUCACAGAGCAAAAACUUUCGCUGGGACUAUUUUUCAUAUUGAUAAAAUGACAUAAAUAAGAGGCAAGAGAUGAAAUGUGAUUUUGUCCUUGAGUUGAUAUUCUUCUGUCACAUGAUUUUAUAAAUUUUGGAUAUCCAACUCAAUCCCAUCAAGUCUUCUCCACACCUGUUGUAAAUUAUGUGACUGUAACAACCAGGUAAUACCAGGUACCUGAUCCACAGCCAAGGAUGAGGAGGAGGGUCAAUCCUCAGCGUUUAAAUGUGUGUUUGUGUUUUCAGUUUUUAAAGUCAGAGGCAGACCUGGAGUACAUUGAGAAGCGUCUGAAGCUGGACUUCAUCAAUAGACCAGCAGAGGGCACCUCUACUGCAGAGGUAGAAUACUUGUUACUCAAAUCUGUUCACACAGAUAGACUUUCUUUUACUGACACACUUACAGAUACACUGAGACACAGUUGAACCAUCACAAAGUGAUGAUUGACUGAACACUGAACACUUCCUGUGAUCACCUGAGCCAGAAUAUUCCAGAAUAAACCUUCAGAAGCUGACCUGAAUAUAAAAAAUUAAAAACACCCUAAAACCUGGUCAGAUCAUGACAAAUAAAGACAUAAAUCAGCAACAGUCAUGUGCUAUAGUCUUGUCUGUGUGGCUGUUCCUGCAGGAGAACCCUGCUGUGAUGCUGGAGAACCUGAAAACCAUCAGAUCCAAACACUCUGAGCUCUGCACACAGUUAAAGGAGAUCUCUGCUGCUCACGGCGAGUCUAUGAACAACCUCAGAUCCGGUCUAAGCUCAGUGAACAGCAUCAUCCAGAACCUGCAGCAGAACCAGGAUCUACAGGUACACAAACACUGCUACAUGACUACAAAACACGAAGAAAAAAUCACUUCCUGUGGUGCAUCAGGAAUGUUUUAGAAGUAAAGAGACAGAGACAACAUGAUGUGAUUGUAACUUGCUGCAGGUGGAACCGCUAACACAGGAACAGAAGGAGGCAGCAGAACUCCUGGAAUCAUUUCUAACAGAGAACAAAUCAAAGGUGAGGGUACAUAAAUCACAAGAGAGAGUACAUGAAUCACAGGUGUGAGUGCAUUAAUCACAGGUGAGAGUGCGUUAAUCAUCAGUUAGUGUGUGUUUCUCACAGGUGAGAGGGCAUACUUAUCGAUGUCUGUAGGGUCUGUAAGAGUUUACAGCAGCACAGAUACUUCUAUCUCCAUCAUCAAUACCACCACUCCUGUCUGCUCUGACAUCACACCUUCUCAGCUGUGACAUCAGACAUGUGGGGCUUAUGGGAAAUGGUGCUUUUUGACCAUGAAUGUGAUCAGUUGAAAAUCUGAGGCUGCAGCUAAACGUGAUUCUCCGAUGAACAUUUUGAUGUUUUCUUUCAGAUUUCUCCUCCAGCGUCUGAAACACAGCAAACACAGCGUGAGUCUGAUUUCUAAACCUCUGAAAUAGUCUUUUUUAAAUCUCUCAUCUUUACAAAUUUUGUAAAACUUACAACCUCGGUUCCAAAAGAGUUGGAACAGUAAAAUACUGAUUUCUUCAACAGCCAGAAAGGCUGAGUCUGUCAGAGUAAAAGAUCUGAAGAGGUUCAUCUCUUGCAGGCAUCACUGCACCAAAAAUAGACAUGACUCUGUAGUGGAAGUCCUGCAUGGGCUCAAUGCCCCUUAACAAAAUGUCUAUGAACUCUGCCUGCAUCCACAAAACAGGUUGAGGCUGUACAAUGCAAAGAGAAAACCUUACUUAACAUGAUCCUGAAUCGUUCUCUUUGAUUUCUGUUCUGUGUGCAGCAGCUCCCUCGGGCUGCAGACGAUGAAGAUGAAGGUGAAAUGAAACUGGAAGUUUGGAAGAGCCCAUCACUUGAUGCAAAAUGAGGGGAAGGCUGCAGUGCAUGUCUGUCUGCUGGGGGAUCCUACUGAUCAUCAUCACCUGGAGUUUGAAGAGAGAGGGGUGGGUCACUGAGACUGCAGGUAGCAGUCAGACCCCCUCCUGUUUCAUUAACUCAACGCAGAAUCAAACACCAUCACACCACCAAACUGUCAGUUUGUGUGACCUCCUCUCCUUUCCUUCCUUUUCCCCUUGAGGAUUGAUAACCCCAGCAGAUAUGCAGUGAAGUGACCUUUGUCUGUUCAUGUUAUUACUGUAAAUACAACUGAAGUCAAGUGUCUGAUGAAUGUUUCCCUUAAGCUGAUAGUACCUUCUGUCUUUUUCUUCUUGAACUCAUAUUUAAUAUUUCUAUGAUAACUCAUCAUUUUAAUAUUUAUGACAAAUAACAUCAUAUAUGUCAUUUUACUUCAUGUCUGCUGACAUUCAGAAAGCUUGGUUUGUAAGGAGUGACAAAACAACACGUGGAGAUGAGCUUUAUAAAUAUAUAGAAGAUUGUGUUCUUAUAAAUAAAAUGGACAGAGGGAACAGCUCCUUUAAAUUUUUUAUUUUUAUGCAAACAGCAUGUUGUGAAAUAAAACUUUGGUCACAGUU
Messenger RNA from Xyrichtys novacula (pearly razorfish), 3906 nucleotides. Lineage: Eukaryota; Metazoa; Chordata; Actinopteri; Labriformes; Labridae. The record is from the annotation of a GenBank genome assembly.